AUGGAGCGGUUGCUGCCAGAUGAGUGGCAAUGGGGGGCGCUGCCGGAGGAGUCGGAGUCGGAGGCUCUGGCUCGGGGCAGCGGCAGCAGUGCCUGCUUCGAGUCCUACAAGCAGCUUUUUGAUUGGCCAGCUUUGUUCUUGGACAAGUUGAGUGAUGACCAGAUAGCAGAGCUUGUGCGGAAGGCUCGCAAUGGCAUCUGCCUUGUCACCGAUUACUCCGGUCUUGGGUCGCCAGAAACUGCUUUGCAUUUCCUUUUCCAGGCCUUGGGAACGAGGCUUGGUGAUCCUGACAUGCCACAGAAGCUUCGCUUGAUGCGGGCAUCAGACUGCGAUGUGCACUGCAGACGCAUUCUGCUGGGGCAGCCAGCCGGGGUUGGAGAACCUGGUGCGUGUUGUGUGCUGGGGGACAUGCUAGACAGAUGCCCUUCUGAGUUGGUGACCGAGUGUGAAGCGCUGCUGCAGGACUGCAGAGGACAAGCCAAGGAGGCCAUUGAAACCGAUGGGCUGCGACCAGAAGAGGCCUGUCGAUCGUGGGGCCGCAAAUUUGUGGACCAGGCAAUCCAGAUUAUGUCCAAGAAUUCACAGACGAAGAAUCCAUGGUGUUACAGGCACCUGCAGAGUCAGUGUGCGUGUAACUCUGCUGUGCCAGAAGAGAUGUUGAGCAUGGCGGUGGCAGGUGUCACAUGUGUGGACUGGUCAGCAAUCGGCCUGAAGGGCGGCUGGCUUGGCGACAGCGCCAUUGCUUUUUUGGCUUGGGCCAGAGAGAGGCAUCUUUACCAGGAGCGGAUUAUCCUUAUCGAGUGCACACCAGCCAUUGAUGUUGCUACAAUCCAAGAGAUUUUCUUCGAGUACACGAUGGUGGUGUUCGACAUAUGUCCUUCAAUGCUUGGUAUCCCAGUGCAUCGUCGUCGCGCGUACAUGAUUCUUCUGCGCAGUUCAGAUCUGGCAUGGCACACUGAUUGUGCCCAAGACCCUGCGACGGCAUGGAGAAAGCUUUUUUGUCAGAAGACUUGGAUCGACUGCGCUGAGUUUGGGUCAGCGCCGACAGAGUUGGUGGAGCAGCAGGCCAGGAUUCUGGCAUUGGCGAGAGGCUUCCCUGCUACCUCAGCGAGUGGAUCAGCUUGGAAGCCAAAAGCUCUGCUUUCAUCUGCAGUGCGCGACCGCAUUCGGGACUGGGAAGGUUUGGUGCGUAUGCAGCUUUCCCUACAGCCGGGUCAGGUGGCAUCUUGCAUCAUGAACUCCACUCAAAACCCCGAGCGCUGCCCCAUUACAAAGCUGUGUCCUACCUUGCUAACCAAAAGCCGACUUUGGAGCAUGCGCCACCAGCGACACCUGUUGCUUGCGGAGAUGUGUGAGAUCCAAGGGUUUGCGUGUCUGACAAGCAGCCAGUACCCCUGCCCGUUCAGGGCAGAAGUUUUGGAGUCCGACUUGGGCAAGAAAGGUGCCAUCCCUGAUGGCGCCAUGAGAAGAAUGAUUGGCAACGGUAUGCACAUGCACUGCAUCGGUGCCAUGAUUCUUUUUGCUUUGAGCUGCACUACAAAGGUUCAGGCGGUUCAGACUCAGGCGAAUGAACGAGAGGUCAGCGAGUUCGCACGAUGGAGCAACGACAGAGCCAGAGCCGCAGCUCGAGCUGGAACGAGCGCGCAAGGCGCCAAGGUUCGAUUGGAGUCGGACUUGGCCCUGGACGACAGCUUCGAGUCUGCGAGGCCUGAGGGCCUGCUGCACUGUCAGGAGAUCGGAGAUGCCAUUCCUGGAGGCCUGGAGUUGUGGUCGAGCGAGCCUGGCGCUCCCGAAUUGACCGACGAUGAUAAAGGUGAGGUGGGUGUCUGCUGCAACGACAUCGCGCCGAGCGACGACCUCCUGCGUGAGGAGGAUGAUGGCCUGAACUUGGGUGCUCCGUCCAAGAUGCCCGGCCCCAGCAAGAAGGACCCCAAAAAGAAAGAUGGAGCCAAGAAGAAGAAGAGAGCGCGAUCCCGGGGCCGCAGCCGAACACCUGUAAGUGACAGACAGUCGAAGUCCCGCUCGCCACCCAAAAGGGUACGCAGGACUGCCAACCACUCCGACACUGCGGAGAAAAAGUGUCGGUCUUGCAAGAAGAAGAAACCCGAGUCGCAGUUUUACGCUGCACAGGCGGAGUGCAAAGACUGCUCGCAUGCCACGACAAAUGUGAAGCGGGCAGUGCAACGCCAGAAGGAGGAGGACUGGUACAACAGCCUCAGCGAGGUUGAAAAGGAUAACAUGAACAAGGCCUACCUGAAGGAGAAAGAGAAGUCCGACAAGGUUCGAGGACGUGUGCGGUUCAACGUGAAGAAGUACAAAGAAGAGCUUCAGGCCCGAAGCGGGGUCCGCUUUGAAGGUCGUCGCCGCUUCAUGACAGAGAAAAAGUUCAUGGCCUAUGCCAGGUCCGAGGAGGGCGGUGACUUGACGAAGGCCCAGGCUGAAAAAAAAUGGGAGGAAAUGUGGCACAGCAAAAAGUAUGUCAAGCGUGGCAAGAAAGUGGCCGUGCCGAUCGAGGAGGACCUGGUGGACUUCUCCGAGCUUGCAAAGAGUCGAGCCAUCGAGGGUGAGCAACGGUUGAAUGCAAACAUGACUGAAGAGGAGAUGCAAAGCAGGCUUAAUAGCUUGGUCACCUCCGGCGACGGCUCCUUGGGCAGGGGCCUUGACAUCCAGUCCAUGGUCGGCAACUUGGCUGGUUCUGGUGACGGGGACGAGGACUCCGCUUUGGCUGCAAGUGGCAUCUUCAACUCAGAGGUUCACCUUCCGGAUCUGCGUGCCAUGGCCGCCGGGCGGGCCACCAACAAGCAGAUUGCCACUCGCCGCACCAGCUUUGGAAGCAACAAGUCGGGGGGGUCGGCGGCCCGAGCCCAAGCUUCGGACGACUCAGAUGAGGAUGAUGAUGGUGACUCUGGGUCCGAAACAGACUCACAAGAAUCAGAGCGUGACAAGAAGAAAACGAAGCGUCCUGGGAAGGAGGGCCAGGGAGUCCAGGGAGGCAGAAACAAAUGGUUUGAUAUCGGCACCGAGAAGGCCAAGGCUGAGCGACAGGUCCGGGACACAAGACAGCGCUCCGAAAGCAAGAUGAGGACCCAGUUGAAUGCAAUGAAGGCUCAAUUGGAUUUGAGUCGUGCUGCCAACGUCACGAAUGUUGUGGAGCUGCACAUCGUGCUGUCUCGACAGCAAGCACUUCAUAUCAUCUGCAACGGCACCAAGAGUGACUUUGACAAGUAUUGUGCUGAUUUGCUGCAGCUUCUUGGCCGCGAUUCGAUUCCGACGGCCUACGACAACACUCUUGCAACACUGUUGAAGUUGAACUUCAUGCCAAAUGUUGAUGCACGCAGUGUGCGCUCAUCCGGCUCAGCGAACGAGAAGGCCCUGCUGGCAGCAGGACCGUGCAGCAACUUCCGGGAUCUGGUGACGCUUGCUGCUUUCGAUGAGAUGAAGAUCCUUGCAGACGUCCGGAAAGAGGACGACAUUGCCUUGGCCAUGAAGAAGUUCCAAAGGUUCAGUCAGCACUGGGAUGAGCUUGUCGCUUCGUGCAAGACUGCAACAUCAGAGCUCAAAAGGGCAACAGCCAGUGCCAACAGGGACCAGAAUGCCCGCACUCAGGCCAUGGCAAAAGCAAAGGGAAAGGCGAAGGCCAAGGCGGCCAAAGAAGGCAACCAUGCCUUCCAACUCUUCGACAUCCUUCCGCAUUAUGACUUCUGCGACGUGGAUGCAGGUGCGCAAGUGGAUGAGAAGCACGAUAUGUCGCAGCCGUGGCUGUUCUGCUGGGACUGCCAGGAGGACCUGCCUGAAGAUGCGAGUCUGCUCCUGAAACUUGUGCCUUUCUCAGACGCGAAGAAGAACCUGAAAGAGACCGACAAGCCUUUGCCAUCACUGGUGGAAGAGGUUGCAGCCUUCGAAAA
Molecule: messenger RNA, 3905 nt
Organism: Symbiodinium necroappetens
Lineage: Eukaryota; Dinophyceae; Suessiales; Symbiodiniaceae
Source: the annotation of a GenBank genome assembly